Molecule: messenger RNA, 2009 nt
Organism: Conger conger (European conger)
Lineage: Eukaryota; Metazoa; Chordata; Actinopteri; Anguilliformes; Congridae
Gene: her8a
Product: hairy-related 8a
Exons: 6
Coding region: 430-1188 (252 amino acids)
Biological process (GO): anterior/posterior pattern specification; phospholipase C-activating G protein-coupled receptor signaling pathway; regulation of neurogenesis
Cellular component (GO): nucleus; membrane
Molecular function (GO): lysophosphatidic acid receptor activity; protein dimerization activity; RNA polymerase II cis-regulatory region sequence-specific DNA binding
Source: RefSeq, a predicted model, not a curated record
GGCGGCAGAUGCCCACAUUUGUGUGACAGUGGAUGAGACAGACAUUGACCUUCAGACCUUCUAUGUAAACAUACAUAAUGUACAGAAAAGUCUGCUGUUAGAAGAAGACAUCAGUGCAUAAGAGAAAUAAAGAAAGAGAGAGAAAGAAAGACAGAUUAGGGGAGAGAGGGGAUUUGAGUGAAAUGUGACUGAGGGAUCAAGGCAGUCUGUACCUCAGGAUCAGAGUACAUCACUCCCCACAGUCUCAUAUUUAUACCAGCCCGAGAAAGAGACAACUAACUCCUCAAGCUGAAGCUGAAGACCAAGGUCACUAGACACGAUCUAUCCAAGGCAUCAAACAAAAUCGUGAUAGCCUUCAGUGGACGGCGCAUAACGUGUCAAAGAACACUAGCCCUACGAGAUACAAAGAGACGUCAUCUACAUUUCGGAAUGACAGCAUCCAGCAUGGGCAGUCUUUCAGAAAGGAAUUUCAACGCAAAGGAAGAGAGGAAGCUACGGAAGCCCUUGAUUGAAAAGAAGCGACGGGAGCGAAUCAACUGCAGCCUUGAGCAGCUGAAGGGUAUCAUGGUGGAUGCCUAUAACCUUGAUCAAUCUAAGCUGGAGAAGGCAGAUGUCCUGGAGAUUACAGUGCAACACAUGGAGGGCAUGCAAAGGGGUCAAGGGACAGCAGGUUCAGGGAGCAGUUUGGGGUUGGAAUCUCGCCAGCGGUACAGCAGUGGUUAUAUCCAGUGCAUGCACGAGGUGCACAAUCUUUUGCUUACCUGCCCAGGCAUGGACAAGACCUUGGGUGCACGCCUGCUCAACCACCUGCUCAAGUCUCUUCCUCACAUCAGUGUGAAGACUGUCAGCACUUCUAACACCAGCAAUGAUGACAUUAUUGAUAGCACAGGCAACUGCAGCCCCCUUGCAGCCUCUGUAACUCAUUCUCCAAUCUCACUGCCCUUAACAGCUUUUCACCCCCUAAACCCCAACUCUUCCCCUUCACCGCCCCAACCCCCAUCCCCAUCUCCACAUAGCCCGAUGCUCUCCCCCUGGUACCAUGAGGCAAUGGAGGGCAAUUGUGGUAGAGAACUUAUGCCACCCUCCAGCCCUAGCUCUCCCUCCCCAAUCCCCCACUCAGGCCUACUUCAUCCUGUCUUUCCCCUAUUAAUCCCAGGAGGAGAUCCUUCCAUGUGGAGGCCAUGGUAAACAAACAAAAAAACCCAACUCCUCCCUGCCAUGUAGCCUCAUUGCAAAUUAAGUUCUGCUUUUUUUCAGAGAGCAUGAGGUAGAGAGGUGGGCUCUAGUCAAAGUUUAAGGGUUAGGAUUUAUUCUUGGAAAUUAGUGCAUGGGACACCUGGACUAAGUGCCCCAAAUUGAACACAAUGUAAUGCCUCCAGCACUAAGUGACCUUAAAAAAAAAAGGAUCAACUUAAAUUGCGGUUUAUUUUGAUGAUUUGGCGAACACCCUUAAACUUCAAAACGUGAUCUUAUAUUUAUGGGGUCUGAACUAGUUCGAUAAUAUCUGUGGAGACCAGGGCCCUGUUUCACAAAACAAGAUUACUUAGUUAGCUGGAUUACUUCACUGAAUAAAACCCAAAAUGACUCUUUUUACUUCAAUCCAUGUUCCAGAUUUGAGUGGGUUCUGGGUUUUACUCCAGCUAACUCAGUUUAGUUAUUUCCUUCAUGAAAUAACCCCAAAUUCUUGGUAUACUUGUUUAUACUUGCAAUUACAAUUUUGUAAUUAAGAAAAUGACCACUUAGAGGGUCAUACACAAAGUAAAUAAGUAGAAGAGUGGUAACAUUCUCCCUGAAAAAAACAAACUUCUGCCUUUUAUAUUACAAGACACAGAAGUUUAGCUGGUACCUCAUAUUGAAGCAGCCAAUGUAGAAAAUUUCAUGGAAGUAGUGGAUUUGGGUGUAUACUUUGGCAUUGUAAUUGACAUGACAGUAAUUAUGAAAUUGCUUGUGAGCUCUUUUGAAACUAUGUAUGUAUGUCAGUAAAAUAAAAAAAUAAAACAAUCAUCUGA